Messenger RNA from Alexandromys fortis (reed vole), 1349 nucleotides. RefSeq lists its product as uncharacterized. Lineage: Eukaryota; Metazoa; Chordata; Mammalia; Rodentia; Cricetidae. The record is from RefSeq and is a predicted model, not a curated record.
ACAGAUGGGGGAUAGAGGGGGGAAGGAAGGAAGAUUGCCUUUGCCGUGUGCCCCUACAUGCAGACAGCCAUCUCCAUUCCACUCCAACCCUUCCCCUCAACUUUUUACACUGAACAGACUCAAAUAAAUUACUACCGGGACCCAUCUGAACAUAAUGCCCAUGCCUUGUUCUCCCCUUGCUGAGUGAUGGGUAGCAGAUGUGGGGGACACACAUCUGCUGCCCACAGGUAGGAGGGCUAAGCUGGUCCUUAGUUCUUCUCCCCACUCUAGGCACUCUCUCUCCUGGGAACAGAAGAUCCUACCUGCUUAACAACUCUUCCAAUUCCACCCAGCAAGAGUCCCUGGCUGCCCCCAUGGGACUGGAGGAUAGUGCCCCCGGUGUUCAGCAGAGAAAUCAGCAGCCCGGGUUUGCCCUCCAGAGGCUAGAAGGGGAGGAAAUCGCGCCAACAGAUGUUAAAUACCGCCUUCAGCUGCUCGCGGAGGUUCCACUGCAGAGAAAGAGCUCGAGUGGACACAGCCAGCGCUACAAGCCAAAAUGGAAUCCGCUCAGCAAAUCCCACCGAGAAUGGCUCAAGCCCUGGAAGAUGGAGGACAUGCCACACCACAGGGGCGAGCCCUCCCAUACAAGUAGAAGCAAGAAGAUCAGAAGUUCGAGGCCAUCCUCAGCUCCCUAUGUAAUCCUUCCAGGUCACAUUCAGGGCAGAAGAACAGCACCAAGAGGAUACCAGAGCCACAAGGGGUAUGUCAGCCAGGACCAGAAUAACACCCAAGUUCCAAUGUGGAGUCAAGUCCUCUCACUUGGUCUAGACAAGAGCGGUCAGGGGAAUGUCCAAUCCGCACAACGUGUGUCAAGGGAAAUGGCACCCGGCUGGCCCACGACCCACGCACAUCAGGAGCUGAGCCAGACAAAGCCAGGGAUAGCGAGUAUUGGGACAAAGAGCACUGCCAAGUUUGAUGAAGCCACAACACCCAGGGUGUCCUGUCUGCCACCUCUCAAGAUCCUGUCGAGAAGAGUCAAGAGCAAGUGGCCCCCACACACACCUGGAAUCUUCCAAGGCAAAUUCCAAGCUGAACUGACCGGCAAGCACUUCUUCCAGGACUGGAGGUCUCAGCCUCAAGGGCGCUAUGGAAACAACGAAAAACCCCUGGUGCCAUUUGAGGAUCAAGUCUACCCCAGGCUCACCUACAUGCCCUUGUUUACUGGAAGAGUGAAGUUGAUAAACCCAAGAGCAAUGGCAUCAAACACAAGACCAACACUUUCUCAACUGAGCAGGAAAAAAUCGAUCAGGUCAGCGCCAGAAUUUUGGCCUCAAAAAAAGAACAUCUGGAGAAAGAGACUGCCUGAAUAA